Molecule: messenger RNA, 1272 nt
Organism: Erigeron canadensis
Lineage: Eukaryota; Viridiplantae; Streptophyta; Magnoliopsida; Asterales; Asteraceae
Exons: 3
Coding region: 1-1272 (423 amino acids)
Source: RefSeq, a predicted model, not a curated record
AUGAAUCUCACGAUUCUUGUAGUUAUAUUGUUCAUAUCGGCCACAUUGGUGUCAUCUAAAGAAUCCUCUACUCAAGCAAUUCCACUUCAGAAUCUGGGUUUUGAAACUCGUCCAACAAAUAUAACUGCAAACGCCACCUCCCAAUUCGUGCUCCUUGAUAACAAAAUCAAUGUCAUUCCUGGUUGGUCAUUUAACGGUACAGUUUGGUAUGUGACAGCGGGUGGAAACAUUUCCUUGCCCGGAAAUGGUCAUGGUUUGCAAUUAGGUCCAAAUGGUAUGAUCAACCAAACGUUCAAAUCCGAUGGGAGUUAUGAUUAUGUCCUCACAUUUACACUUGCUUCAAGUGGCAUAGAUUGCGCGAAUAACUCCACUGCUGUUAAUGUUUCUGGUCCUGGUUUAUCAAGAGUGUUCUUCUUUAAAGAGUCACUUGGGAAUGAAACCUGGCAAACUUAUGCUUUCUCCAUAGGGAGCAAUGAAAUCCGCAAUGGUCUGAUGGGAAUACGGAUUCAAAGUGUCGUGAGCAGUAAUCGUAGUAAUAUCAUUUGUUGGCCUAUCGUUGACACUCUUUUGGUCACCGGGAUUCAGAAUUUAAUGUGGUUUUCAGAUAAUGGUUUUGUGAAUGGUGGGUUUGAAAUUGGACCAACUUUUGUUGGUAACUCCUCUCAAGGUAUUUUACUCGAGGCUAGUGACGAUCCAUUCGAUCCAAUGGAACCUCCAUUUCAUCCGGGUCAAUCUCCACUACAAGAAUGGAGGAUAUCAGGUGUAGUAAAAUAUAUCGACUCUAAACAUUAUGCAGUCCCACGAGGACGUGCAGCACUCGAGCUGGUUUCUGGUAAUCCAUCAGGGAUAGUAUAUACGAUUAGUACACAGUUUUUACAACACGGACAAGUUACUAUAGAUUUUAUCAUGGGUGAUGCUAACAAUUCGUGUGUGGGCGAUCUGAUGGUCUUUUUGCAAGUUGGAACCACGAUAUGGAACUUCACGAUGAGGAGCAUCGGUGUUGGAUCACGCGAGAAACAUUCUGUGACGUUCAAAGCGGAAUCUAGCAAUACUGAAUGGGUUCCGAUUAGUUUUUCUAGUUUUAACGAGACUCGAACCAGUAACCACGAGGUGUUAUGUGGACCUGUGAUUGAUAGCACAGUCAUUCGAUUUUCUAGUCAUGGGUUGCAUUCUAAACAGCUAAAUAGCAGUUGGGUUCUGAACAUGUUCGGUUGUACUAACCUAACCCUUAUCUAUACUCUUAUAAUUUAUGCAGUUUUAAUUCUUGUAUGA